UUAUCGAGCACAACGAACCGUUUAAAAUGGUGCUAAGACAACGAAAAAACACAAACAUUCAGAAAGUCGUCCAGGAAUUGGAUGCAUUUCCCAAAGUGCCCGAGACCUUCGUGGAGCAGACCACUUCCGGCGCGUCAAUUUCCGUGGUCACUUUCCUGUUGGUGACCUCUCUGCUUUGGUCGGAAUUGGCUUAUUUCUGGAAUCCGGGAUUCCGUUUCAAAUUCACCCCUGACUCGGAUUUCGAGUCAAAACUGACCAUUAAUGUGGAUAUGACCGUGGCGAUGCCUUGUGAUAUGAUUGGAGCUGACAUUCUGGACUCGACGAAUCAAAAUACGUUCAGUUUCGGGAGAUUAAAGGAGGAACCCACGUGGUUCGAAUUGGACCACCUUCAACGCAACCAUUUCGAGGCCAUUCAAACCUUCAACGAAUAUCUCCGUGAAGGGUCGCAUUCCAUCCAAGAUGUGCUUUGGAAAUCGGGCCAAUCCACCUUCUUCGGAGAAAUCCCACCCCGACGGAGCACGCCCGAGGAACCUCACGAUGCUUGCCGAGUCCAUGGCUCUCUGAGUUUGAAUAAGGUGGCCGGAAACUUCCACAUCACUGCCGGGAAAUCUGUUCCUUUAAUGGGUGGACAUGCCCAUUUGACGGCCUUCAUGGGCCCUCAAGACUAUAAUUUUAGUCAUCGCAUUGACAAGUUCUCCUUCGGAAGUCCCCAUGGAGGUGUAAUCCAACCUUUGGAAGGGGAUGAAAAAAUUGCCGACAAAAAUAUGAUGAAUUUUCAAUACUUCAUCCAAGUCAUCCCCACCGAGGUCCAAAUGGUCAGUGGUUUUACCUAUCCCACAUAUCAAUAUUCUGUCAAGGAGCAGCUCCGACCCAUUGACCAUACCACGGGAUCCCAUGGCGUCAGUGGGAUCUACUUCAAAUACGACGUGAAUGCCCUGAAAGUGCUGGUCAUUCAGGAUCGGGAGCCGCUCUGGCAAUUUCUGGUGCGACUUUGUGCCGGCAUAGGCGGCCUUGUGGCCACCAGUCAAAUGGUGUGUGGUCUUAUCCAAGCCUUGGUUCGAUUCUAUUGCUGCCCAGACAUACCCGAGAAGAAGCAAUCCAAUGUGAGUGGGAUGAAGACGGUGGAUCUCAUUCCUCCCCAGGAGCGGGUGGCUCCGGGAGCCGAGAGGCACCAUCCCCACGCAGUCACCCUGGAUCAGGUUCAGAAGCUCAUUCAUGACCAAUAAGCAAUGCAUCAACAUCACUAUCUACGCUUUCUUUUUAAUCUUUUGGGAUUGUUCCUCGACCUCCUUCCAUUUUCCCGCUCGCUCACUGACGUCAAUGAAAUGACCGCUUGAUUGAA
Tigriopus californicus is the source of this 1342-nucleotide messenger RNA. Its product is annotated as endoplasmic reticulum-Golgi intermediate compartment protein 2-like. Gene Ontology annotation, cellular component: endoplasmic reticulum; COPII-coated ER to Golgi transport vesicle; membrane. The record is from RefSeq and is a predicted model, not a curated record. Gene Ontology annotation, biological process: endoplasmic reticulum to Golgi vesicle-mediated transport; retrograde vesicle-mediated transport, Golgi to endoplasmic reticulum. The transcript is spliced from 5 exons. The coding region runs from base 27 to 1226 and encodes 399 amino acids. NCBI's taxonomy places the organism in Eukaryota, Metazoa, Arthropoda, Copepoda, Harpacticoida, Harpacticidae.